AUGGGUCGCCUGCGGCAGUGCCCCCCACCGGCCGCCUUGCAGGGGGAGGGGGAGGGGGAGGGCCUCUCCCGGGCAGCGGUCCUGGGCACUUCCUGGGCCUGGUCUGACCCUAAAAGCCUCGCUGGUCCUUCUGCUCCGCCCCACCCUGCCAGACGGGCCGAGCUGGUUGGGGAUGCCCAGCGCUGCAUCCCAAGAUGCCACCUCCCAAGGCGGCCAGCCGCCGCCCGGGCUUCUCCGAGAGCAGCAGAGGAUGAUGCGGCUGAUGCAGAGCGGGAUGGCCCUGCACAGGUGGAGGCAGCUCUGCAGCAGGUCGCUGGCCACGUCCAAGCUCAGGUAUUCCUGGUGCAGCAGCCCAAGGAAUCAACAUCGUUUGUGGAAAACCUAUUCAAUGGACACCUGGCCCCUGAAAACCUCCUUCCUUUCCCUUCAGCUCUCUCGCUGGAGCAGGCCCAGUUCUUGCAAGCCAUGGUGGAUCCCUGUGCCCGUUUCUUUGAGGAAGUCAACAACGCUGCUGCAAAUGAGGAACUGGGCAGCAUCGAACAGGGCACCAUGGAGGGCCUCAAGUCGAUGGGCUGCUUUGGGCUGCAGGUGCCUGAGGAGCUGGGGGGCAUCGGGCUGACCAACACCCAGUAUGCUCGCAUGGUGGAAGUGGUUGGGAUGCAUGAUCUAGGCGUGGGCAUCACCCUUGGCGCCCACCAGUCUAUUGGCUUCAAGGGCAUCCUUCUCUUUGGAACCAAGAGCCAAAAGGAAAAAUACCUCCCCAAGUUGGCAUCUGGUGAGGUAUACGCGGCCUUCUGCCUGACCGAACCGUCGAGCGGCUCAGAUGCGGCCUCCAUCAAGACGGCAGCAGAGCUCAGUCCCUGCGGGAGCUUCUACACCCUCAACGGAAGCAAGAUCUGGAUCAGCAAUGGUGGCACGGCUGAGAUUUUCACCGUGUUCGCCAAGACUCGCACCAAGAAUGUCACUACGGGUGAGGAAAGUGACAGGAUCUCGGCCUUCAUAGUGGAGCGAGCCUUUGGGGGGGUGAGCAGUGGCCCUCCAGAGCAGAAGAUGGGGAUCAAAUGCUCCAACACAGCCGAGGUGCACUUUGAGGACGUGAAGGUGCCAGCGGAGAACCUCCUGGGGGGGCUCGGCAGAGGCUUCCAGGUGGCCAUGCACAUCCUGAACAACGGCCGCUUUGGCAUGGCUUCAGCACUGGCUGGCACCAUGCGUGGAGUCCUCCUGAAGGCGGUGGACCAUGCAGCAAACCGGCAGCAGUUUGGGAGAGCCAUCAGCCGCUUCGGGGCCAUCCAGGAGAAACUGGCACACAUGGCGAUGCUGCUCUACGUGACUGAGGCCAUGGCCUACGUGCUGAGCGCCAACAUGGACAUGAAGGUGCCUGACUACAAGCUGGAGGCCGCCAUCAGCAAGAUCUUUGCUUCCGAGGCAGCCUGGACCGUGACGGACGAGAGCAUCCAGAUCCUGGGUGGGAUGGGAUACAUGAAGGAGACGGGAGUGGAGAAAGUCCUGCGCGACUUGAGGAUCUUCCGCAUUUUUGAGGGCACCAAUGACAUCCUCCGCUUGUUUGUGGCGCUGUCAGGCAUUGAGUUUGCUGGGGAGACCCUGAGCGGCCUGCAGGAGGACUUUUCUGACCCCCUGGGGAACAUUGAAACCAUCAGCAAGGAGGUGGUGAUGCGGAUGAAACGCAAAGUUGGGAUCCCCAGCGGCCAGACGCUGCAGGGCCUUGUUCACCCGGACCUGGACGACUGCGCCACUCUGGUCACCAGGGCCGUCGAGCUGUUUGGAGAAACCAUCGAAAGUCUGCUCCUGAAGUAUGGCGCGGCAGUGACUGACAAGCAAUUCCACCUGAGGCGUGUGGCGGAUGCUGCCAUCGACACCUAUGCCAUGGCCGUGGUUCUAGCCAGGGCCAGCCGUGCACUCUCUCUGGGCCAGCCCGCUGCUCAGCACGAGAAGCUUUUGUGCCAGACAUGGUGCCAGCAGGCAUUCCAGCGAGUGUGUGCAUCUCUGCGGGAAGCCAAAUCUGCCAGUUGGGAAGAGGUCUUCACCAGUAUGAAGCUGAUCUCAGAUGCUUUGGUGCAGAACCGAAGCACCGUGGCCACCCAUCCACUGGGCUUUUAA
Messenger RNA from Python bivittatus (Burmese python), 2118 nucleotides. The record is from RefSeq and is a predicted model, not a curated record. Lineage: Eukaryota; Metazoa; Chordata; Lepidosauria; Squamata; Pythonidae.